CAGCAGCAAAGGCAGUAAUAGCAGUGAAAGCAGCAUGGCCCAAAUGGCGAGAAGCGGGGAAAGGGGGUGCCAAAUGAAAAGCCCGUGGAAAGCCGUGCAUACUGAGUAAUGAUUUUCGUGCGAGUGUGUGAAAAUGAAAAUUGUUGUUUGCUGCGCAAGCUAAAUGAAAAUGAUCAAAUAACCAACGACAAGAAACCGGAAUGUGCGAAACGUUGAAACUAAAAAAACAAAACUCCAAAUAGGAAAAAAUAUCUAUAGAUGUAUAUAUAUUUUAAAAACCAGGAAAUCACAUAUAAAAUGCCAGCUUCCUGCCACACACACACCCAUGCUAUCCGCACACACACAGUACCAGGAAAAACUGAAACCUAAAUUUUGGUCCAUGAAUGAACUAACAUUCACACUCACAUCCACAGUCACCCAUCACAUCACACACACAUGUGCAGCAUUUAGAGGCCUAUAAAAAAAGGCUAUUUUCGAAAGAUUUUUGCUGGCCAAAAAAAUAGAAAUAGGAACGUGCCGCGCAUUUGGAGGAACUGGAAAGAUACAUAUACAAUAUAAAGCGAGAAAAUAAAAAAGAUAUUCGUAUAAUUAAAAGAUAAAAAUUAACAACCCAAACGAGGAGACAGAUACAAGGAUACCGACCCAGAGAUAUAGAGAGAGAAAACAAGAUAGAAAACGGGAAGGAGGGAAGCGCAGUUAUUGAAAGUUGAGGGGCAACCAUCGGUGAUGUGGGACACAUCCCGGCACGGGCAAUGCAACAACCCCAACGUUAUAUACCGUCUGUAUCUGAUCUAUAUGGCACGGACGAGAUAGAACUGCUGCUGGACGAGAUUCGGGAGUUGGAGCUGGAGCCGGUCUGCUGUCAGCUGGACGAUGAGCAGGACUUUGAGAUAGCUGGCAGCAGGGCCGGCGAGCUCUCCCACUCGCACUCGCACUCGCUGUCCCUGGAAUCCCCCCUGGGCACUUGCACCUCCUGGGACUCGCAUGCCAACUACAAGCAGAGGGGCGGCCACACCCCCCUGCCCUGGGGCGUCGCCCUUCACUGUGAUCCGCAACACUUGAAAUCGCCUACAGGGAUUGUGCGCAUACUAUUGGUGUUAUCCUCGGCCGCCUGUUUGGCCUGCGAAUGCUCCGCGGGCACCGUACAGGUGGGCCUCUUUCUACUGCCACUCAUCGGGCGCCUGAGGCUGAUGGUCUUCUGUGCGCUCUUCUCGCUCCUCAUCACAUGUCUCAUGCUCUUUCUGGAUAUAUCGCAUAUAGCCCUAAUGUUCCCAUUCAAUUGGACAAAAGUGAAUACGUGGAUGUACCUGAGUAUUGGUUUGAUAUUUAUUUUGAGCUCCACGCUGCUUGUCCAUAUGGUGCUCUAUGCCGUGGAAUACACAUGGGUAUCCAAGCAUUCCAAGGACACACUGCUGGCCACAGGCAUUAUUGGCUAUAUGUGUGCCUUGGAGGCAUUUCUUUUGUCGGGCAUCGCAUCCUGGCCAAGGACUCAGUACCGUCAGGUGCCCGACGAUGCCAGUGAAUUGUUUAUCGAGGAUCGCGAGAUGACGCCGAUGAGUCCCAUUAACUGUAGCACCGAUCUGCAGACGACGCCAUAUCACCAUAAUGGCAAUGCAACAUCAUCGGAUCUAUAUAACCAACAACAACAACAAUCGUCCUAUAAUCAAAAGCCUUAUAUACCUGCCAAACGACCCAAUGAGCUCAACAAUCAGCGUCCAGCGUUGGGUCACACACAAACCGCACGGUCGAAACCCAAUCAGCACUACAGAGAGGGCUACCACUAUCACACAUCCCGCCAGAGCCCCACAUUCGUGCUGGGCAAUGAUCCGGGCAAUGGUCCAUCCACGUCCCGUUCCAAUGAUAAUUCUAGUGCGUGAUAGUUUUUAAUUCCUCAGCCCAGAAGAUCAACGAUGAGAUGUUUAAAUCCAAAUCCAAAUGAAUGAAAAUAGGUACGAUCUCAGCUAUUAAAUUGGCAGGACAUGUUGAGAUGCAUUUCGGUCAGUGUAAGGAUGCAAAAUUGUUGAAUAGUUUAAAAAACCCAGAAGCAAAACUCGUCGGGAUUUAAAGUUGAGACACCAACGGAGAAAAUAUUUAAACAGCCGAGCAAAGCAAACAAUAAUAAAUUUAAAUAAAUGGGAGUAUGUGAACUGCAAGGUCAAAAGUGAGGGAAAUUUAAUGAAUUUAAAGAACAUAAAAUUUGAAAACGAAGAUCAACCAGAUCAGCGCCCAUUUGAUUAGUUUUACGAACACCAAAUAUUUGAAAUUGGUCAAUGUUGAGCUAUAACUAUAAAAACAAGAUGGAUAUAUAAUUGGUAACAAUAUGGUAUCAAGGUAACGAGGAAAAUUGCAAGCAAAAUUGAAGAUUAGAAAUUAAAAUGAGCAUGGAAAUGGAAAUCAACUUGUUAUAAA
Messenger RNA from Drosophila bipectinata, 2409 nucleotides. RefSeq lists its product as uncharacterized. NCBI's taxonomy places the organism in Eukaryota, Metazoa, Arthropoda, Insecta, Diptera, Drosophilidae. The record is from RefSeq and is a predicted model, not a curated record.